Molecule: messenger RNA, 5222 nt
Organism: Saimiri boliviensis boliviensis (Bolivian squirrel monkey)
Lineage: Eukaryota; Metazoa; Chordata; Mammalia; Primates; Cebidae
Gene: SLC12A4
Product: solute carrier family 12 member 4
Biological process (GO): cell volume homeostasis; chloride transmembrane transport; potassium ion import across plasma membrane
Cellular component (GO): plasma membrane
Molecular function (GO): potassium:chloride symporter activity
Source: RefSeq, a predicted model, not a curated record
CGGGGCCGCCAUCCCGGGCCCACUCCCGCACCUACCCCGGGACCUGGAGCGCACACGUCGGUGCGAACUCAACUUUUUUUGGCCCGCACCGCAGCCACUGGCUCCCCGCCCCGCGCUUGCAGACACGAUUUUCCUUGGCCCCGGGCGCCAGCCCUCCCCACCCCUGCUCCUCCCUUGUGGUUCGCGGGCGGGGGCUGCAGACGUGGCCGCCCAGGGAGGCAGCCGACUGGGCUGCCCGGCUUAAGGACAGGGCUCUUCCGGGCCCUUCACCUUCGGUGAAUCCCACAUCCUCUUCUCUCCUCGGUUCCCCACUUCGGAUUCAGCGUCUCUGCCUUUGAGACGACCCUCUUUACCCCUGCCCAAACCCCUCCCUGUGCCUCUCUGUGCCAACCUGCACUCUGGCCAGAGAGUGCGCCUACUGGGGACCUGACUGCCUGUGAGCGCGCCAGUGUAGAUCUGCAGGGACAGUGGACCUCUGUGAAGCACUCACAUGGAGCAGGACGUGUCUAGGCACUUGAAGUGAAUUAACUUGCUUAAUCCUGCAGCAUCACCGGUGGGAUAAGUACUGUUACUCCCAGUUAGGAAGGAGUUAAGGGAGGGGUGGCGGUUAUGUAACUUGCCCAGGGCAGUCAAGUCUGGGUAGAAGAUUCCAUCACCUUAACUCUUUAACCAAGGUGUCAGGGUCUGGAGGUAAGCCCCGUCUCCCUCCUCCUUUCUCCCAGGUGCCUGCCUCUCCCCACACCCCUUUCUCCAUCUCCUACCCAGGGGGCUGUUCCUCUUAAGACCCACCCUUGGAGUUUGAGCUCGGCUGAGGACAUGGGUCUGUGUGUGUAGUGGCAAUGCAUGUCCAAUUUUGCUUGUAGCAAGUGUGGGUAUCACAGGGCGAAGGCUGGUUCAGGGCAGGUCAUUCUCACCGCCCCUGUUUCCUGCAGGGUUGACAGUGAUGUGGAUGGUGAUUUGGCUGACAAAUGCGUGUGAUAUCUGCGACCGAUCAUGAUGGGGAUAUGCAGGAAGUGUAUGGUUGACAUGUGCCAGGUGAUGUGAUCUGGACCUCUGAUCUGUCUGUGGUGGUGACAGGGCUGAGGUGAUCUAUGCCUGAUGUGAAUGAUGGCUAUGUGUGUGUAUCACUUGACUGCCAUGUGCAGAGGUAGCACAGGACAGUGGCAUGUGCUGCUGGACAUUGCAGAGGUUUUACAGGUUUGACAGUUGUGUGAGUGCCCCAGCCCCCAUGCCCUUGUCUGCCCCUAGCUUGAUUCAAGUGGUCACAGCAAAAGCCAGCAUCCCUGUUUCCCUAACUCUGGGAGGACCUCUCUCCCCAGAGGGUAGACUGAGCCAUACCCCCAGGAUCAACUUGGACCAGUGGGUAGGCAGAGCUGAGCUUAGCUGCUGGCACCGCCUUGGCCCCUACAGGGUGACUGGAGGGAGCUGGAGCUACAUUGGCUGAGUCCUGCUAGAUCCCCGAAGGCUAGGCCAGCUCCUCCCACUAUACUCCUUUCUUCUUUCUCCUCCUCUUACUCCUUUUUAGCCAGACCUUGGCUGUCUGCAGGAUGGGGGACACCCUGAGCCCCGGACAUGGCAACCACAGAGAGAGCAGCCCUUUUCUUUCUCCCUUGGAGGCUUCCAGAGGAAGUGACUACUAUGACAGGAACCUGGCACUGUUUGAGGAAGAACUGGACAUCCGCCCAAAGGUAUCGUCUCUUCUGGGCAAGCUUGUCAGCUACACCAACCUCACCCAAGGCGCCAAGGAGCAUGAGGAGGCUGAGAGUGGGGAGGGCACCCGCCGGAGGGCAGCCGAGGCGCCCAGCAUGGGCACCCUCAUGGGGGUGUACCUGCCCUGCCUGCAGAAUAUCUUCGGGGUUAUCCUCUUCCUACGGCUGACCUGGAUGGUGGGCACGGCCGGUGUGCUGCAGGCCCUCCUCAUCGUGCUCAUCUGCUGCUGCUGUACCCUGCUGACGGCCAUCUCCAUGAGCGCCAUUGCCACCAACGGUGUAGUUCCAGCUGGAGGCUCCUAUUUCAUGAUCUCCCGCUCACUGGGGCCAGAAUUUGGAGGUGCUGUGGGCCUGUGCUUCUACCUGGGAACAACAUUCGCAGCAGCCAUGUACAUCCUCGGGGCCAUCGAGAUCUUGCUGACCUACAUUGCCCCACCAGCUGCCAUUUUUUACCCAACGGGUGCUCAUGACACGUCGAGUGCCACUUUGAACAAUAUGCGUGUGUAUGGGACCGUUUUCCUGAUCUUCAUGACCCUGGUGGUGUUUGUGGGAGUCAAGUAUGUGAACAAAUUUGCCUCGCUCUUCCUGGCCUGUGUGAUUAUCUCCAUCCUCUCCAUCUAUGCUGGGGGCAUCAAGUCUAUUUUUGACCCUCCUGUGUUUCCGGUAUGCAUGCUGGGCAAUAGGACCCUGUCCCGGGACCAGUUUGAUGUCUGUGCCAAGACAGCUGUGGUGGACAACGAGACAGUGGCCACCCAGCUAUGGAGUUUUUUCUGCCACAGCCACAACCUUACCACCGACUCCUGCGACUCCUACUUCCUGCUUAACAAUGUGACCGAGAUCCCUGGCAUCCCCGGGGCAGCUGCUGGUGUGCUCCAGGAAAACCUGUGGAGUGCCUACCUGGAAAAGGGUGACAUCGUGGAGAAGCACGGGCUGCCCUCUACAGAUGCCCCGAGCCUAAAGGAGAGCUUGCCUCUAUAUGUGGUGGCUGACAUCGCCACAUCCUUCACCGUGCUGGUCGGCAUCUUCUUCCCUUCUGUAACAGGCAUCAUGGCUGGCUCAAACCGCUCUGGGGACCUCCGUGAUGCCCAGAAGUCCAUCCCGGUGGGGACCAUUCUGGCCAUCAUUACAACUUCCCUCGUGUACUUCAGCAGUGUGGUUCUCUUUGGCGCCUGCAUCGAAGGUGUGGUUCUUCGGGACAAGUACGGGGAUGGUGUCAGCAGGAACUUGGUGGUGGGCACACUGGCCUGGCCUUCACCCUGGGUCAUCGUCAUUGGCUCCUUCUUUUCAACCUGUGGCGCUGGCCUCCAGAGCCUCACGGGGGCACCACGCCUGUUGCAGGCCAUUGCCAAGGACAACAUCAUCCCCUUCCUCCGGGUGUUUGGCCACGGGAAGGUGAAUGGCGAACCCACAUGGGCACUCCUCCUGACAGCACUCAUCGCCGAGCUGGGCAUCCUCAUCGCCUCCCUCGACAUGGUGGCCCCCAUCCUAUCCAUGUUCUUUCUGAUGUGCUACCUGUUCGUGAACCUGGCCUGUGCAGUGCAGACGCUGUUGAGGACCCCCAACUGGCGGCCCCGAUUCAAGUACUAUCACUGGGCGCUGUCCUUCCUGGGCAUGAGCCUCUGCCUGGCCCUCAUGUUUGUCUCCUCCUGGUACUAUGCCCUGGUGGCCAUGCUCAUCGCCGGCAUGAUCUACAAGUACAUCGAGUACCAAGGGGCUGAGAAGGAGUGGGGUGAUGGGAUCCGAGGCCUGUCCCUAAGCGCUGCCCGCUACGCGCUGCUGCGGCUUGAAGAGGGGCCUCCUCACACCAAGAACUGGCGGCCGCAGCUGCUGGUACUGCUGAAGCUCGACGAGGACCUGCAUGUGAAGUACCCACGGCUCCUCACCUUCGCCUCCCAGCUCAAGGCCGGCAAGGGCCUGACCAUUGUUGGCUCUGUUAUCCAGGGCAGCUUCUUGGAGAGCUAUGGCGAGGCCCAGGCUGCUGAGCAGACAAUCAAGAACAUGAUGGAGAUUGAGAAGGUGAAGGGUUUCUGCCAGGUGGUGGUGGCCAACAAGGUGCGGGAGGGGCUGGCCCACCUCAUCCAGUCCUGUGGGCUAGGCGGCAUGCGGCAUAACUCCGUGGUGCUGGGCUGGCCCUACGGCUGGCGACAGAGCGAGGACCCCCGUGCCUGGAAGACCUUCAUUGACACCGUGCGCUGCACCACAGCUGCCCACCUGGCCCUGCUUGUGCCCAAGAACAUUGCUUUCUACCCCAGCAACCACGAGCGCUACCUGGAGGGCCACAUAGACGUGUGGUGGAUCGUGCAUGAUGGCGGCAUGCUCAUGCUUCUGCCCUUCCUGCUGCGCCAGCAUAAGGUCUGGAGGAAGUGCCGGAUGCGCAUCUUCACAGUGGCCCAGAUGGACGACAACAGCAUCCAGAUGAAGAAGGACCUGGCUGUCUUCCUGUACCAUCUGCGCCUUGAGGCCGAGGUGGAAGUGGUGGAGAUGCAUAACAGCGACAUCUCUGCAUAUACCUAUGAGCGGACGCUGAUGAUGGAGCAGCGGUCACAGAUGCUGCGACAGAUGAGACUGACGAAGACUGAGCGAGAGCGAGAAGCCCAGCUGGUCAAGGACCGGCACUCGGCCCUGCGGCUAGAGGGCCUGUACUCGGACGAGGAAGAUGAGUCCGCAGUGGGGGCUGAUAAGAUCCAGAUGACAUGGACCAGGGACAAGUACAUGACUGAGCCCUGGGACCCCAGCCACACUCCUGACAAUUUCCGGGAGCUGGUGCAUAUUAAGCCGGACCAAUCCAAUGUACGGCGUAUGCACACCGCUGUGAAGCUCAAUGAAGUCAUUGUCACGCGCUCCCACGAUGCCCGCCUGGUUCUCCUAAACAUGCCUGGCCCACCCAAGAACAGCGAAGGUGACGAAAACUACAUGGAGUUCCUCGAGGUGCUGACUGAGGGCCUUGAGCGGGUGCUAUUGGUGCGCGGUGGUGGCCGUGAAGUCAUCACCAUCUACUCCUGAGCCCAGUGUCGUGUUGUGGCCUGGAGUGGAGGUCGUGGCCGGGAUAUCACAAGCUGUGGUCUGGGGUAACAGCCUCCUCCCAGCACCCACCUGCCAGCUCUGUUUGCCUGGCCCUGUCCUGGACCCAGCUUUGCUAGGUCUCCUUGGAAACCAGGUCUGGGCCUCUGAAUGGAGAUGGAUCCGAGGUCUUGGGGGACCCUGGGAGGUUUGGGGACUUUACCAUCUAGCACCCCAGUAGGCCUGUCCUGGCCAGAGAAGACUGGUGGGGGCCGAGUGGGGUUUGAAGGUAGCUGGCCCAGCCCAGCCCAGGAGCGCUAUUUAUUGCAUAUUUAUUGUUUGGACGUCACCAUCAGAGACGAAGGGAAGGGUAGCCAGGGAGGGGGUCCAGCCCAGCCGCCUGCAGGAAGAUCUGGCUCAGUCUACUACUGGCAGGGCCCCCCACCAAGCUGAGCCGAAUGGAAACAGUGAGCUGAGGCCUGACUUUUUCAAUAAAACAUUGUGUAUUCUGGG